Molecule: messenger RNA, 5067 nt
Organism: Erinaceus europaeus (western European hedgehog)
Lineage: Eukaryota; Metazoa; Chordata; Mammalia; Eulipotyphla; Erinaceidae
Gene: FOXK1
Product: forkhead box K1
Exons: 9
Coding region: 42-2126 (694 amino acids)
Biological process (GO): regulation of transcription by RNA polymerase II
Molecular function (GO): protein binding; DNA-binding transcription factor activity, RNA polymerase II-specific; RNA polymerase II cis-regulatory region sequence-specific DNA binding
Source: RefSeq, a predicted model, not a curated record
CCGGGAAGCCGCCCCGCCCGCUCGCCCGGCGCUGCGCGAACAUGGCCGAAGCCGGCGAGGACGGCGGGGCCCGCGCCCUCCUGGCCCUGCGCUCGGCGCCCCGCAGCCCCGUCGCCCCCGCGCAGCCCCCACCGGCCGGCGCGCAGGGCUCCCCGGGGGCGACGGGGCCCGGGGCGCGGGCGGCCUCGGUGCGCAGGAGCCCAGCGCCCGCCCUGGCGCGCCUGGAGGGCCGCGAGUUCGAGUUCCUCAUGCGGCAGCCCAGCGUGACGAUCGGCCGCAACUCGUCGCAGGGCUCGGUGGAUCUGAGCAUGGGGCUGUCGAGCUUCAUCUCGCGGCGCCACCUGCAGCUCAGCUUCCAGGAGCCGCACUUCUACCUGCGCUGCCUCGGCAAGAACGGCGUGUUCGUGGACGGGGCCUUCCAGCGCCGCGGCGCCGCCCCGCUGCCGCUGCCCCGCCAGUGCACCCUCCGUUUCCCCAGCACCUCCAUCAAGAUCCAGUUCACAUCGCUGCUGCCGCAAGAGGCCCCUGCGUCGCCCCCACGGCCCCUCUACCCGCAGAUCUCGCCCCUCAAGAUCCACAUCCCCGAGCCCGAGCCGCGCAGCCUGGUCAGCCCCGUGCCCUCGCCCACAGGCACCAUCAGCGUCCCCAACUCCUGUCCAGCCAGCCCUCGGGGCGCCGGCUCUUCUGGGUACCGCUUCGUGCAGAACGUGACCUCCGACCUACAGCUGGCCGCGGAGUUUGCCGCCAAGGCGGCCUCGGAGCAACAGGCCGACACGUCCGGGGGGGACAGCCCCAAGGACGAGGCCAAGCCGCCCUACUCGUAUGCACAGCUCAUCGUGCAGGCCAUCUCCUCGGCCCAGGACCGGCAGCUCACGCUGAGUGGCAUCUACGCCCACAUCACCCGGCACUACCCCUACUACCGCACGGCCGACAAGGGCUGGCAGAACUCCAUCCGCCACAACCUGUCGCUGAACCGCUACUUCAUCAAGGUGCCGCGCUCGCAGGAAGAGCCGGGGAAGGGGUCUUUCUGGCGCGUCGACCCCGCGUCCGAGGCCAAGCUGGUGGAGCAGGCCUUCCGGAAGCGGCGGCAGCGCGGCGUCUCCUGCUUCCGCACCCCCUUUGGGCCCCUGUCGUCCAGAAGCGCCCCUGCCUCCCCCACCCACCCCGGCCUGAUGUCCCCACGGUCCAGUGGCCUGCAGACACCAGAGUGCCUGUCCCGGGAGGGCUCCCCGAUUCCGCACGACCCAGACUUCGGGGCUAAGCUUGCCUCCGUCCCCGAGUACCGCUACUCACAGAGUGCACCCGGCUCUCCGGUCAGUGCCCAGCCCGUGAUCGUGGCCGUGCCCCCACGCCCACCCAGCCUGGUGGCCAAGCCCGUGGCCUACAUGCCGGCAUCCAUCGUGACCGCACAGCCCCCCGGCCAUGCCAUCCACGUGGUGCAGCAGGCUCCGCCCGUCACCAUGCUACGAGUGGUCACCAGCUCUGCCAGCUCAGCCAAUGGUUACAUACUGGCCAGCCAGGCCCCUGCGGCCACCCACGAGGCCACGGGCACCGCUGUGCUGGACCUGGGCGGUGAGGCCAGAGGCCUGGAGGACAAGCCCAGCAUCGCCUUCACCACCAUCCCCGCCACCAGCCGCGUCAUCCAGACGGUGGCUGGCCAGAUGGCACCAGGCGUCCCGGGACACACAGUGACCAUCCUGCAGCCGGCCACCCCGGUCAGCCUGGGCCAGCACCAUCUCCCAGUCCGCGCCGUCACCCAGAAUGGGAAGCAUGCCAUUCCCACGAGCAGCCUCGCUGGCAGCGCCUAUGCCCUCACCAGCCCCCUGCAGCUCCUGGCGGCCCAGGCCAGCACGUCCACCCCCGUGGUGGUCACCCGUGUGUGUGAGGUGGGUCCCGAGGAGCCCAUGGCAGCAUCGGCAGCGGCCACCGGCACAGUCACGGCCCCCCCUGCCCCCUCACCCGGCGGUGUGCCCGCCCACGCCUCCCCAGCCCCCUCUCCAGGCGGUGGUGGCGGGGAGCCUGAGAUGAAGCGCUCCCGCAUGGAGGAGCCUGGCAGAGGCGGGGGGACCUCUCCAGCAGGGGUCAUCACAGCCGCUGGCCCGCAGGUCCCGGGCCCGGGAGAAUGACAAACCACGGCAGGGGACGGAGGGAUGCCACUCCCCCGGGGCCUCCCGAGGACAGAUGGACGGAUGGAUGCUGCAGGCACCACAGCUACCGGCCUGAGGCACAGACCCGCUCAGACGCUGAUUGUAGACUUCAGAAACCAUUGGCCUUGGUGCCCCAGGGUCCACAGAGACGGUCCUGGCCUCCCUGGGCCCCUGGGAUGGUGCCACCAUCCCUGCCCCAGGGGAGGCCAGCAGCCCUGUCCCUGACUAUCUCGUGGUGCCUUCGUCCUGCUGGGGGAGGGGGGAUGAUGGGGCGCUGUCUGCUCUGACUCCGCUCCCCACACACUAGUGUCUGUCCUGGGGUCCCACUUGGGAUGGCUCCCCUCGGGGCCAGCCACCGCCGUGUCUGUUAACUUCAAGAAGGAUCGACGGCUGGAUGCAGAGCCCAUGCCAGGGCAUCGGGGCUCCAGUCAGGCACACGUGCUGCCCCCAGACGGCUACCAAGCCCCACAGGGGCCCCUAGCCGUGGGCAGCCCAGCAUUCAUACCUGGCCUUUGGGGCUGGAGCCCUACUGCCCCCCCCCCCCUGCUGGCCGGCUGAUCUCGGGAGGGGCUCUCACCCAAGCCAGGACCCAUCUGCUCCUGGGGCGCAUUCUCAGGACCUGCUGAGUCUCUGUCUCUGUCUGCUGCCGAGGGCACGUCUCACCAGCAAGGCUCCUUCCUGCUGACCCACCGAAUGCACAGCGUCUCCUGGAGCCAGUGUCGUCUAGAAUGCCAUGUCGCCUGGAGCCUGUGCUACAGGGCCACCCAGUCCUGUCCGGGACCCAGGGUGCUCGAGGCAGGAGGUCCGUUCCUGGGGACUCAGAAUGGGACAGUGCCGGCAGCGUCCCUUCCUGUGACUUGUGGUCUGAGUGGUCGGGGACAAGGACAGUCAGACUCAGAGUAGCCCCCCACCUCCUGCAUCCUCCGCUGAGCCCUCCAGGGGCCCUGUGCUGGGGACCUUGCACAGCUGCUCUGACUCCCAGCGGUGGCCCUCAACUCUUCUGACCCAGGGAUCUGGGGAUCGAGACCCAGGGUGACUCUGUCUCUGGAGCCCCUGCCAUCCCCUCCAGCCGUCCAGGCAGCGGGAGUCUCUGUGGCUGAUUAGUGUGAUGAUAAGGUGUGCUGCCCAGCUCAGGCCAGAGAGCCCCAGGUGGCAGGAUGCCAGGCCUGUGUCCAGGGCUGACCCAGAUGGAGGAUGUGCCCACCAUGCUGUGCCCCAGAAGGCUGUGACGGGGGUGGGGGAGAUUCUCAGCCCUGCAGCUCCCUUGGAGCUGACACCCCUGGGGGCCCGCCUGCAGCCAGUGUCUCUUCUCUCAGAGGUCAGAGGUGCCCCAAUGCUGGGGGGCACGUUCCCACAGCCUGGUGCGUCACUCGGGGGUCUGCUGGCUGCUCUGCCUGCUUCCUUAGAACCGUGCCAGAGGGAGAGGGGUGAGGGUGGGUUUCUGAGUGCUGAUGGGUUUGGGGAGCCCCCACCCAGCCACAGGUCUGGGCUUCACUGGCUCUGCCCCUGGCUGAGCAAGGACCUUUCAGAGGGUGCCCCAUGGGGCCAGGGAGCUCUGGGGACCCAGGUCCUUGGGUGGCCAGGAGGACGCUUUCUACGUCCAGUGGGCGGCAGUGAGCGGAGGCGUGGUGCAGGGGGGCUGAGGUGCUUCCUCCAGACCCUGCCCUGCACGUCUGGGCAGAGGGACUUUGUCCACCCGUGUCCCUCAGCCAGGGCAGAGACGAUUGAAGACACAGCACUUAAUAACAACUUACCAAAAAGGGUGCACUGCUCUGCCAACCCCCCAGGAUUCAUCCCCACGGCCCCCCACACCUCCGUCCUACCUCUGUUGAGAAGCAAUAUUAUUUAACAAGAAUAAUAUAACUUAUUCAGACGUGCUGCUAAGGGACAGGAGCCCCCCCACACCCCGCUCAGGACCCAGCCCUCCCCACCUCACACCCCUGCCUUCAGGGCCGUUGCAUCCGACUUUCUCCACCCCCACGAGCUGCUGGUGUUGGGCUCUGCUGGGCAUAGUGGGCCUGGAGGCAGGGCUGCAUGGACGCUGGGGUCCGGGGGGCUGACCCAGGCCUGUCAGACCUGCUCCCAGCAGAGCAGAUGGGCCCUGGGGACCCUCCUGUCUGCGGCAUCAGCAGCCUGCCUACCCUGCAGGCCCUGAGGUGACAUGUCUUAGACCUGGGUGAGCAGGCUGCCCCACCUGGCGGGGGGGGGGGGGGGGGGUUUGGGCCUCACAGGGUCCCCUGGGUGGAGAAGAGACUGGCUGGCAGCACGGGCCCCCCCAACUGGGUGGUUGCUACCUCCCAGAGGGUCUGUGUCCUGGCGGAUGGGACUGGGGGUCAGGGCCCAAUUCAGAGGGAACGGCUCUUCCUGCAAGUUCACAGCCCUGAGGAGCUUGGCCAGGGGGCAGGUGCCUGUUGAGUCACUGCAAGCGGUGACGGGCCAGGGCCAGAACCAAGGGGGUUUGACGGCAGACGCAAGGCCAUCCCCCUUCCCCUUCUGGAAGGUUCUCUGCCCAGCACACCCCAUGGCGAGCAGCCGCCUUUGUUGACGUGAUUUUUCUGUGGAGCUUGUGUGGGUGGGUGUUGGUGCCCCGGCUCCACUCUUCUCGCUUCAGAAGCAGCAGCCGUGUCCCAGGUUGGGGGGCCUGGCCGGCUGGGGUCCUCCCGCCAGUGCCCCCCUAGUGGGACACAGUUUUUUUUUUUAAAUAAGGAGCCAUACUGGUUUUUUUGUUUUUUUUUUAAGUUUGAGAUCUGAAUGUGAUUUCUAAUUGUAUCAGACGUUAAUGUUUUAAAGCUAUAACAAAGUUUUAAGAGGGAUUUCUACUUUGUUUUUCAUGUAACUGAACCAUCUUUAUUAAAUUGUACGUGGCCAGGAAGCUCUCCUCCAGCAAAUGUUCCUGUAGAGGAAAUAAAGGAUGAGUCCG